CUGUGCGUGGCAUGUGCUUCUAACCUGUCAGCACGUGCAAAGCUUACAAAGGGAUAUAUUCCUAUAAUCUUGUAAUGGAAGAACACGAAAGGGCUUAAGAGAAACUUGUUUUAAGUAUAUUACAAGUUAAAGAAAUUUUUCGAUUAUUCCAAAAUGAGUACAAUAUUAGAAAAGAUCGCUUCGAUUGAAGCCGAGAUGGCUCGUACACAAAAAAAUAAAGCCACUUCGGGUCAUUUAGGUUUAUUGAAAGCAAAACUAGCUAAACUAAGGCGAGAGCUUAUAACUCCCAAAGGUGGUGGAGGUGGUGGAGAACAAGGGUUUGAAGUAGCUAAAACGGGUGAUGCUAGAAUAGGUUUCGUUGGUUUUCCUUCUGUGGGUAAAUCUACGCUGCUAAGUACUCUUGCUGGUGUUUAUUCUGAAGUUGCAGCAUAUGAAUUUACAACUCUUACUACUGUUCCUGGUUGUAUAAAAUAUAAGGGUGCAAAAAUACAGUUGCUCGAUCUUCCUGGUAUUAUUGAAGGUGCAAAAGAUGGUAAAGGACGUGGAAGACAAGUUAUUGCAGUUGCAAGGACCUGCAGUCUAAUAUUCAUUGUUCUGGAUGUAUUGAAACCACUUGGACAUAAAAGAUUAAUUGAACAUGAAUUAGAAGGUUUUGGAUUACGUUUAAACAAACAACCACCCAACAUUACUUUUCGCAAAAAGGAUAAAGGUGGAAUUAAUUUUCAAACUACGUGUGCACAGUCAGAACUUGACUUAGAAACAGUGAAAAGUAUACUGUCAGAGUAUAGAAUUCAUAAUGCAGAUAUUACUUUGCGAUACGACGCUACUUCUGACGAUUUGAUCGAUGUUAUCGAGGGAAAUCGUGUUUACAUACCGUGUAUUUAUUUGCUCAACAAAAUAGAUCAGAUUAGUAUUGAGGAAUUAGAUAUUAUUUACAAAAUACCACAUUGUGUACCUAUUUCUGCCCAUCAUAAGUGGAACUUUGAUGAUUUACUUGAAAAAAUGUGGGAAUACUUACAGUUGGUUAGAAUCUACACCAAACCAAAGGGUCAACUGCCAGACUAUAAUUCUCCAGUUGUAUUAAACAGGGAAAAACGAACAGUCGAAGAUUUUUGUAACAAACUACAUCGUUCCAUCGCGAAAGAGUUCAAAUAUGCUCUUGUGUGGGGAUCGUCUGUUAAACAUCAGCCACAAAAAGUCGGGAAAGAUCACAUAUUGUGUGACGAGGAUGUCGUACAGAUUGUAAAAAAAGUAUAAUUUUAUUUAAGAUUUUACAUAUAAUUACUGCUGGAGAAUUAAAUGGAAUGAAUUUU
This is a messenger RNA of Eufriesea mexicana, 1313 nucleotides long. It is a transcript of the gene 128up, whose product is annotated as GTP-binding protein 128up. The transcript is spliced from 8 exons. The record is from RefSeq and is a predicted model, not a curated record. Gene Ontology annotation, molecular function: GTP binding; GTPase activity. NCBI's taxonomy places the organism in Eukaryota, Metazoa, Arthropoda, Insecta, Hymenoptera, Apidae. The coding region runs from base 154 to 1257 and encodes 367 amino acids.